This is a messenger RNA of Gymnodraco acuticeps, 1046 nucleotides long. It is a transcript of the gene rad51d, whose product is annotated as RAD51 paralog D. Gene Ontology annotation, cellular component: Rad51B-Rad51C-Rad51D-XRCC2 complex; centrosome; replication fork. NCBI's taxonomy places the organism in Eukaryota, Metazoa, Chordata, Actinopteri, Perciformes, Bathydraconidae. Gene Ontology annotation, biological process: reciprocal meiotic recombination; DNA strand invasion; double-strand break repair via homologous recombination. The record is from RefSeq and is a predicted model, not a curated record. Gene Ontology annotation, molecular function: single-stranded DNA binding; ATP-dependent DNA damage sensor activity; ATP binding.
GUUUCUCGCAGCCUAGAUAAACUGCUGGAUUCGGGCUUGUUCACCGGAGAGAUAACGGAGCUGUCAGGAGGCCCGGGGAGCGGGAAAUCUCAGGUGUGUUUCGGCGUGGCGGUGCACGUCUCCCUGCACCUGAAACAGAGUGUGAUCUUCAUCGAUACGACAGGAGGACUCACCGCCAGCCGCCUGCUCCAGAUGAUGCAGACAGAGAGCAGUAACACAGAGGAGCAGACGGAGGCUCUUCAGAGGAUCCAUGUCUUCCGCCUGUUCAACGUCUUCUCUCUCCUCGACUGUCUGUUCGCUCUGCGCAGUGGAAGGCUGCAGCAGGCGUGUGCUGCCUCUGUGAAGGCGGUGAUCGUGGACUCGGUGUCGGCGGUUAUCUCUCCUCUGCUGGGAGGAAAGCAGAACGAAGGCAUGUCCUUGAUGAUACAAGUGGCCGGAGCUCUGAAGACGAUGGCCAAGGACUUUAACGUCGCUGCGUUGGUGACGAACCAUGUGACGCGCAGCGACAGUGGGGGGGUGCAGCCGGGUCUCGUGUCAUGGAGUCACAUCCCGAGAACCAGAGUCCUGCUGGAGAGGAGGGGGGAGGGGGGGGCCGGGCGGCACUCCAGUCUGCGCUCUGCCACCCUGAUCAAGUCCUCCAGACAGCCCUGUCACAUCAAGGCAGAGUUGGACCUGCAGUGGUGGAGCCGCUCUAAAGAGGGCUCGUCUGGAAAGAGAAAACUGGAGGAGACUGAGUCCUGAUGAGAAAUAAUCUGACCAAAGGCAGGGACGACACGCCUCUUGCGGAUACACUCCCAGAUCCAGCUGGGCGUCACUUUGUGAGCCGAGCUGUCGUCGUCGGGGGCGCCCAGCGUGUGCGUUGCCAUGGAGACUUCGAAGUCGGCCACCAGGUCUCCGUCGUACGCCACGAAGUACCGCCUCAGUUUGUCGAAGUCCUGCACCGAGGAGGGCAGGAAGAGCUUCACGCCGCUGAAGAUGUCCAGCAGCGUCUGAGGGACACACUCUGAAGUUAUUAUAUCGUUGAAAAAUCAAGCCACGUUUUGCUU